Messenger RNA from Trichosporon asahii var. asahii CBS 2479, 675 nucleotides. RefSeq lists its product as uncharacterized. The coding region runs from base 1 to 675 and encodes 224 amino acids. The transcript has 2 exons. The record is from RefSeq and is a predicted model, not a curated record. Lineage: Eukaryota; Fungi; Basidiomycota; Tremellomycetes; Trichosporonales; Trichosporonaceae.
AUGAAUAGCAGCGCCAAGAAAACCACCGACACGGUUCUAUUUGGCCUCGGACUCGGCGUCUGGCUCGAACUCGGUCUCCUCGGAUACCUUCAUGCGACUUUUGCCUACAUCGUCCGACGCACGACAGACUACGUCUUGAAGACUACGAUAUUCGAGUCAGGUGGGUGCCGGGCUGGUUUCACCACGCAGGAGGUACCCACUACCACGGGAUCUGCCGCUUGCGUGGCUGGACUUGCUCUGGCGCUCGUGCGCCGCGCCCGCGACGCCGGAGUCACCUUCCACUGGCCGUCGAGUCGGUCGCAAGAUUCUCCGAGUUCGACGACGGAGGAACGGGCUUAUAACCAAACCACCUUCAUGCACCAUCCCAAUCACUUCGGCGUGUACAUCAUGCUCUACAUGUACGCCGUGUUCGCCCUCGUACAGAUUGGCGUCAUGCUUUUGCAAGUGAAGAGGGCGUUCACGGACACCUGCCCUCACGGCUUAUACGCACACGAGUCCGGGAGCAAGAAAGUACAUUGCUUUGGCCCCGCCUACGUUCAAAUGUGGGCUACGAUUCAGGUAGCGUUAAGCCUGAUCGUGAUUCCCGCCGCGUGGCUUGCUGGUCGAUUGCUUUACUGUGACAACUUCAUUCCGGAGAUCGUGGUGAAGCUUCCGGCGCGUGCUGUCGCAGGCUAA